UUUUUUUUUGUUCUCUUUUGAUAAAUCCCUCUUUAUCUACAUGCCAUCUAUAGCUACUAGUACUUUGAUUUUAGGACUUCCUCCAUUACUAUUAUGGGCAGCUCAUGCAAAAUCUUUACCGUUAAGUUACACUCUUCGGUCAUGGUUAUUGUUACGUUCACUUAUCAAACGUGCUCAGCAAAACAAGUUCCAACCUGAUCCAUUAUUCAGUAUUCUUUCACAAGACCAUCGAUGCCUAUUUGACGAUAUGGACUAUAAUCAACACAUGAACAAUAGCUCAUAUAACAAGAUGCUUGAUUUUAGUCGAAUCCAAGUGUUGUAUACGAUAUUUUCACGUGUGAUGAUGGAGCCCAAUCAUGGUGUAUAUGCACAUAAUGCUGGGGUAGUGACAUUAUUCAAGAAGGAAAUCCCGCCCUUUCAAAAAUACAAGAUGCAAUCUCGAGUGUUUACUUGGUCGGAAAAAUGGCUCUUCUUGGAACAUCGUUUUGUUUUUACUCAAGCAGAUAAUACUCUGGUGGUGGCAAGUGCAGCUUUAUCCAAAAUCGUAUUCAAGCGUGCUUCUGGCAAGACCGUGACUCCGGCUCAUGUCCUUACAUUAUGUCUUCAUGAUUUGAAUGAUCCUUUAGUAGAAGAACGUCGUGCUCGUAAUUGGAAGAUUGCCCAAAACCUUUUAUCUUUAGAUACUAUAUUCAGUGAUAAUCAUGAUGCUUGGGAUAUCACAUCCAAAUUGUAACAUAUAUUAUAUAUAUAUAUGUAUGAAAUAAAAAGUCCGCUUUCCCCCCAC
Halteromyces radiatus is the source of this 784-nucleotide messenger RNA. RefSeq lists its product as uncharacterized. Lineage: Eukaryota; Fungi; Mucoromycota; Mucoromycetes; Mucorales; Cunninghamellaceae. Bases 41 to 733 code for a protein of 230 amino acids. The record is from RefSeq and is a predicted model, not a curated record. The transcript has 4 exons.